Messenger RNA from Diaporthe amygdali, 789 nucleotides. RefSeq lists its product as uncharacterized. NCBI's taxonomy places the organism in Eukaryota, Fungi, Ascomycota, Sordariomycetes, Diaporthales, Diaporthaceae. The coding region runs from base 1 to 789 and encodes 262 amino acids. Gene Ontology annotation, molecular function: oxidoreductase activity. The transcript is spliced from 3 exons. The record is from RefSeq and is a predicted model, not a curated record.
AUGAGUACACCCACCCUGCCCCUACAAGGCAAGACUGCCAUUGUGACCGGAGCAUCACGCAGCAUUGGCUAUGGCAUUGCCCUAAAAUUGGCCGAUCAGGGUGCAAAUGUUGUCCUCGGAUACACCUCACCAUCCAGCGCGAUCAAAGCUACGGAAUUGAAGAAAGAGAUCGAAUCGCUGCCCCACCGGCCCAAGGCCCUUACCGUGCAGGCGGAUCUAGGCACCCUCGACGGCCCAAAACAUCUCGUGAGCGAGACCGUGAAAUGGGCCGAGUCCGCUGGUCUAACCGUGAAACUUGACAUUCUUGUCAACAAUGCCGGCCUCGAGCGUGUCAAGGCCCUUGACGAGCUCACCGUCGAGGACUACAGCGCGGUCUUUGAUGUCAAUGUGCGGGGGACCAUCCUGCUGACGCAAGCUGUGCUGCCUUAUCUUAACCCCGAUGCUCGGAUCGUGAAUAUCUCAUCAGUGGGCGCAAGGGCGGGGUUCAAGAAUCUCGGCCUGUACUGCUCUUCUAAGGCAGCAAUCGAAGGCCUGACGCGCUGCUGGGCUGCCGAGCUCGGUGGGAACGGGACAACAGUAAACGUGGUAAGCCCUGGGCCCGUGCAGAGUGAGAUGCUAGACAACAUUCCCAAAGAAAUCGUCGAGAUGCAGAAGCAGCAGACACCGGUUCAGAAUCGCCUAGGCACCAUCGAGGAGAUUGCAGAUGUGGUAGCCUGGCUAUCAGGGCCUUCAAGCGGAUGGAUCACUGGUCAGGUCAUCAGUGCGAGUGGAGGAUGGGCUAUGUAUUGA